AUGGACUCGUCCGAGUUCCGCGCCGCGGCCCAAGAGGUCGUGGAAGACAUCACCAAGUACUACGAUACCAUCGCCUCCCAGCCCAAGGUCCUCACCUCGGUGACGCCAGGCUACCUCCGCCCUCUCCUCCCGGCCGCCGCCCCCGAGGACCCGGAGUCCUGGCAGGCCAUCCACGCCGACCUCCAGUCACACAUCGUCCCGGGAAUCACCCACUGGCAGUCCCCGUCCUUCCACGCCUUCUUCCCCUGCUCCUCCUCCUACCCAGCCAUGCUCGCCGAGCUCUACUCCAACGCCUUCAACGGCGCCCACUUCAACUGGAUCUGCUCCCCGGCCGUUACCGAGCUCGAGACCAUCGUCCUCGACUGGCUCGCCCGCCUCCUCGCCCUGCCCGCGUGCUACCUCUCCACCGCCCCGACCCGCGGCGGCGGCGUCCUCCACGGCACCGCCUCCGAGGCCAUCCUCACCGUCAUGGUCGCCGCCCGCGACAAGUUCCUCCGCGCCGCCACCGCCCACCUCCCCGACGGCUCCGACGAGAAAGAAGACGAGUCCUGGCGCCUGCGCUCAAAACUCGUCGCCCUCGGCAGCGAGAUGGCCCACUCCUCCACCAAAAAGGCCGCUCAGAUCCUCGGCGUCCGCUUCGCCACCGUCCCGGCCCCCGCCGAGACCGGCUAUGCCAUGUCCGGCGCCGCCCUCGCCGAAACCGUCGCCGCCCUCCGCGCCCGCGGCCUCGAGCCCUUUUAUCUCACCGCCACCCUCGGCACCACGGACACCUGCGCCAUUGACGAUUUCCCCGGCAUCCGUGACGUGCUCUCCGCCGCCGACGAGCGGGACAGGAUCUGGGUCCACGUCGACGCCGCCUACGCCGGCUCGGCCCUCAUGCUGCCCGAGAACGCCCACCACACCGAGCCCUUUGCCACCUUCCACUCCUUCAACGUGAACCCGCACAAGUGGAUGCUGACAAACUUCGACUGCUCCGCCCUCUGGGUCCGCGACCGCGCCUGGCUCGUCGAGUCGCUGAGCAUCAAGCCCGCCUACCUGCGCAACCAGUUUUCCGAGGCCGGCCUCGUCACCGACUACCGCGACUGGCAGAUCCCCCUCGGCCGCCGCUUCCGCAGUCUGAAGCUGUGGUUCGUCCUGCGGGCCUACGGCGCCUCCGGCAUCCGCGCCCACCUGCGCCGUGGCAUCGACCUCGGCGAGAGGUUCGCCGACAUGGUCCGGUCGAGAGACGACCUGUUCGAGAUCAUCACGGGGCCUCGGUUCGCCCUCGUCGUCUUCACGUGCAAGGGAGCGGACCGGGCCGAGGGCAACAGUGUGACAGAGGCCGUGUUGGAGGCCAUCAACGGCGAGGGCGUCAUCUACCUCACACCGACGACAUUGCACGGCACCUACGGCAUUCGCAUGUGCACGAGCAGCAGCCAGAUCGGUGAGGAGGAACACAUCAAGAAGGCUUUUGAUAUCUUGGUCGCAACGACGGAGAAAACAUUGGCUGAGCGAAAGUAG
Colletotrichum higginsianum IMI 349063 is the source of this 1500-nucleotide messenger RNA. Its product is annotated as Aromatic-l-amino-acid decarboxylase. Gene Ontology annotation, molecular function: pyridoxal phosphate binding; carboxy-lyase activity. Gene Ontology annotation, biological process: amino acid metabolic process. NCBI's taxonomy places the organism in Eukaryota, Fungi, Ascomycota, Sordariomycetes, Glomerellales, Glomerellaceae. The transcript has 2 exons. The record is from RefSeq and is a predicted model, not a curated record. Bases 1 to 1500 code for a protein of 499 amino acids.